GCAAAUACAGCUUCCCUCAUCUCAAGUCCCUCAACGGUUUCCAACUCUCACUUCAAGAUGCACUUCCAAACCAUCUUCGCCGCCGGCCUCCUGCAAGCCGCGGCUGUGUCGGCCGUCCACUACCUCACUCCUGACAACGCUGGCCGCAACCAGGGAGCCAACUAUUGUGGCCAAUACGCACCCAUGGACGACCAAUUUGGCCUCAAGUCAUGCUCCCAGGAAGACGUCCAGCUUCUCAUCAACUCUUUCUUGGCAACUCCAGACGCCUACAUCUCCAUCGGUACCAGCUGGGCGCGCGCCGGCACUGCGGGUGCUUGUGCCUUCAGCAUCGCUGUCAUUCCAGGUCAGCUAAAUGGCAACGGCGUCCUGGGAGGUUUCGCCGACUUCGCGGAUCUGUCGCAAAAUGCCUUGUGGGCUGCGCAAAACGCUGGCGCGGCCACGGGUGGUUGGCUGCACCCAAGAGUUGACUCGUCUGGUACCCUGCCAUGCGACCAGCCACCAGCAAACGGCGGCCACGACAACCAGGUUUACGUCCAGUUCAUCGUUGCCAGCUCGGAGUCCAACCCGCCUCAGCUGACGCUUCCUCCUCACAACUAAGCAGUGAGCAAUCGCUCACUGUUACGGAGGUCAUCUCGAUCGAUCCUUCGGCAGGUAUUGAAUUCUGGCGAUGGAAAUGGUGAUCACGUCUUGCAAGUGCUUUUGCGCAGACGUCAAUCAAUGUGGAGGACUGGUGUAUCGUAGGAGAUGAUGGACUUCAUUUGGCGAUGGAGAGCGGGCAAUUACAUCUGAAUGUAUCUAAACGCAUACGUCGGUCGGUCAAUCUGUCAUUCGAG
Messenger RNA from Zymoseptoria tritici IPO323, 833 nucleotides. RefSeq lists its product as uncharacterized. The transcript is spliced from 2 exons. The record is from RefSeq and is a predicted model, not a curated record. The coding region runs from base 58 to 597 and encodes 179 amino acids. NCBI's taxonomy places the organism in Eukaryota, Fungi, Ascomycota, Dothideomycetes, Mycosphaerellales, Mycosphaerellaceae.